GCGGCUCGGAAUUUUAAAAGCUUUAAGCUUGCUGCGAAAAGAUUGGAAGAAGUUUCCGUGUCUUGUAGAGGGAUAGAAAGAGUUCAGUUGCUAAGAAGGUGGUUGGUUGCAUUAAAAGAAAUUGAAAGAAUAUCCGGAGGUGAUAUUGAGAUUAAUGGGACAAACUCUGAGCAGCUUCUUAUCUCUGAUGAAUCCAAGGAUUCCCCGAGGAAGCCUACUGUGGUUUUGUAUUAUGAUGCUGAUCUUGGUGGAGAAGCAAUGAAUUUCCGCGAGGUGUUUCUUCACAGUCAAGCUCUUGAAGGCAUGACAUUGUCCAUGAUUCUUGAAGCACCAAAUGAUGAGGAAGUUUCUUUACUUCUGGAGAUAUUUGGACUCUGUCUUACAGGAGGAAAGGAAAUUCAUACUGCAACAAUGAGCAGCAUACUAAAUUUGGCAAAAGCUUUCUCAAGCUAUGAAGAUGAAGUACUGGCCAAGAGAGAAGAACUUCUCCAAUAUGCUCAAGGUGCAAUUGCCGGGCUGAAACAGAAUGCUGAUAUUGCAAGGAUAGAUUUCGAGGUCUCAAAUAUACGCCAAAACCUUGAUGGAAUGAGACCCCAGCAGCUUUCCAGUGACGGUGAUAUAAAAUCUUCUGAAGCUACUACUCUCGCAACAGCAGAGGAUCUGAAAGCAGCUUGUGCACAAAUUCAACUUUGUUCCAGAUUGGAGGCACUUUUACUGAAGAAGAAAUAUUUAAACAAUGGGGAUGCUCCAGAGAUUCACGCUCAAAAGGUUGAUAAGUUGAAAAUUUUAUCAGAAUCUCUUGUUAGCUCUGCAUCAAAAGCUGAAACACGCAUUGCAGACCACAGAGGUCAAAAAGAAGAGGCACUUAACUUUCGGGUAACCAAAACCAGUGAAGUUAGCCAACUUGAGAAGGAAUUGGCAGCUGAGGUCGAAGCACUUGAAAAGCAGAGAGAUAAACUUGAAGCUGAGUUGAAAAAGGUCAAUACGUCGUUGGCUUCUGCACAUGCUCGUCUUCAUAUUGCAAGAGAAGAAAGAGAUCAAUUUGAUGAAGCUAGCAAUCAGCUUCUUCUACACUUGAAGAUAAAGGAGGAUGAGCUGUCAAGAUCUAUUGCUUCAUAUAGAGCAGAAGCGGAUGUUUGUAAUUCAUUUAUUAAUUUUCUGGAAGGUACCUGGGUUUUUCAUGCCUCAUACACAGAGCAGAAGGAGAAGCAAGUCAAUGAUGAGUUGGAGAGAUAUGAAGAUUAUUUUGUGAGUUUGGCUGUUCGACUUUUAUCUGCUUACAAGGAUGAGUUGGGGCCUUCUAUCACAAGUAUCAGGAAGCUUGUGGAGAACCUGAAAGAGUAUAGUACUUGGUUCCUUUUAAAUGUUAAGGGUAAAGAGGAACUACAUUUCUAAUUUUAAGCAUGUGCCAGGUCAGACAUGGCAGGUGAUGUAAGCAAUGACAAUACAGAAGAGGUCAACAAAAGGAAAAAUCUUGAAGAAGAAUAUCUGAAUUUAGAGGCCAAGGUAUUUAGUAUACGUACAUGUUUGUGUGUAUCUAUCAUAAUAUAUGGAUAACUCUGUAGUUCAAUACAAUGUCUCAGUUUCAGAUUCUUUACUUGUAUUGUUUUGGAUUGAAGUUACUAUCAAGCAUGAUACCUCUCAUUUGUUCAUCUUCUUAGACGUCCCUUUUGUCAGUGGCACUUGUAUAUUUGACUGUUUUGGUUUUUCAUUUCUUUUUCUAUCACUUGUGUGGGAAAAUCUGCACAUCUGCACAAUUUUGGUCAUUGAUUUACUUAAUGAACAAAAAUGUCAUCCUUUAUAGUUUCUGUCACAUGGUGCAGUUUAUAUCUAUGUUCAGUAUAGUGGAAAGCAUCAAAAGGCAGUUCUACACUCAAAGUGAAGAGAUUUCUAGGAAAGGUGAUCAUAGGGUAAAAGAAAUGUUAGUUGCUCUGGGAAAGAUCAAAGAUGAAUUUGAAUCGAUCGAGAGACCAACUUUGGAAGCUGAGAUUCAAAGCCAGAAAGCAGAUACACCAUCGAAGGAGAGGCCACAAAGAAGUCUAUCUCCCUCUUUUAAACAGGCCUCAAAAGAUCAAUUUGAAUCCAAUGAGGGACAAAAGUUUGAAUUUGAGACUUCAACGAAAAAAUCAGACACUUCAACAAAAGAGAGUCCCCUCAAAAGUCUAUCUCCAACUUGCAAACAGACUACUGAGACCUUGGAACACAAGCAAGAUGAAUUUUCUGAGUUGUCCGCGAUUAAGAGUGAAAAGCUGUCGAACCCAGAGGCAGCACUGUCAAAGUUGAAAUUGGAGUUGGAAUUCGAGAACAAUAACAGAAACCUCUCAAAGGAGGAGAUUGGUGAGUGGGAAUUUGAUGAACUUGAAAAGGAACUGAAAAAUGAUGAAUCAGCAUCCCAUAAGUAGGCCAACCUUGCUCCAAUGACAGCUCUCUGUGUUACAUAAGCAUCCAUACAGUAUUUGGAUUUAGCAAGAAGGCUCCACGAGCCUAGAUUGGUUGAGGAUCACAUUUUUCUUGCAAAAUGUUGAGCUGACUAUAUCAAGCAUCCAGUAACUCCGCAGAAGCUACAUUUUAGUGAGAGAAAUUUGGCUUAUGGAGCUUGUAGAGGUUAGAAAAUUUGAAUAUUUGUACAUUCUUCAGAAUGUUAUGCGAAAGAAUAUGGUUCUAUGGAACAAAUGUUAGCAGUCUGAUUUGUUUGUUUUUUGUCCCGGACUACCCAACUUGGCUUAUAUUGUUUGUUUCACUCAAUCUGAGGGAAUCAACCUCUAUGAUCCGUUAAAACUAUGUAUCUAUUGAUUUGAUUAUUAUCAAGAAUGGAGAUCAUGAAGGAGAGGAU
Molecule: messenger RNA, 2833 nt
Organism: Ilex paraguariensis (yerba mate)
Lineage: Eukaryota; Viridiplantae; Streptophyta; Magnoliopsida; Aquifoliales; Aquifoliaceae
Source: the annotation of a GenBank genome assembly